AUGAACUUGGAUAACCCUCAGCACGACGACUUUGUUGUAGUUCGUCGUGACGAAAGAUUUGGAGGAUUUGAAGAGCUCAAGCAUAAGGAUGGGAGUGCGGCUAACAUCCAAUUCUUCCGCAAAUCUGUUACACCGUUGAAUCAUCAGGAGUUUGAUGAUAUGUUGAAGCUACAGAAACAUAUUAUGGCGGAUAACCCCUUUGGCACUGUGUACCCUGUGUAUACUCAUGACGGGUACAAGUGGGUUCUCAUGUCCAUCGUGCACGAGGAGAAGACGCGUUCUUCUGCUUGA
Laetiporus sulphureus 93-53 is the source of this 291-nucleotide messenger RNA. RefSeq lists its product as uncharacterized. The record is from RefSeq and is a predicted model, not a curated record. Bases 1 to 291 code for a protein of 96 amino acids. NCBI's taxonomy places the organism in Eukaryota, Fungi, Basidiomycota, Agaricomycetes, Polyporales, Laetiporaceae. The transcript has 3 exons.